CUUUUCCAGGUAUGCUCCCGGAGGAAUAAACCCAUUGCAAGGACUCUAAGGAGAGAAUGUUUCCAUAGCAAUGGGAAAAGCCGCGCGACGGUCAGUUGCGUCAGAUCCGUCGUCGCCGACCUUACCCUACCACUACCAACAAGAGCAGCAGCAGCAGCAGCAGCAACAACAACACCAUCAGCGGCAAGUGCAUCCGCAAGAGCACUUGUACUAUCCCUCGUCCCUGUCCUACUCCUCCUACACGCCUUCAUCACCGUCCUCACCGUCGGUGUCAGCUUACGCGGACUCCUUCGCCGGUGCUAGCUACCCGGUUCCGUCACUCGCCUUUUCAUCCACUCCUGCCGGUCCACAGCUGCAGGCGCCAAGAACCGCAACACUCCAGUCGGGUCCACCGACAUUCGGUUCCUCGUCGCUAGCACCGGGCGGACCAGUCGAGCCAGGGUCCGGUGUGAACGAUCUGUUCCUGCAUUCGUCUACAGCGGCCACACCCAACAGCAAUAUCACACCGAAGUUUAGCAACCAAACGCAGGUCGACCGGGAACGGGAACGGCUCAGGAUGGAGUUUUACGCUACGUACGACGUGAUGACCGGCGUCCGGAUAGCGGCCACGCUCGGCGGUUUCUUCGGCCUAAUGGUGUUUCUCGUCAUCUACAAGAGCCGCACGCGGUCAACGGCCAAAGCACUCAAGGAUCCAACGAUAGCGGCCGUCGCGGCCGCCGUCAUACAGGAGGAGGAAGAGCGUGAGCUACAGGAAGCGAUAGAGGCGACCGCAUUCUCGUUACUACAGGAAGAGCUAAACAUCAACUAUCCAGGGCUACAGCGCGAUCGUUUACUAUCGCUCGGUAACAUUAGUGCACCGCCGAUGCUAAGCCGUGGCCGCCGUAUGUCCUCAAUCAGUGGCGGUUACAGCAGCUUGCUAAAUCCUUCGCGACGCUUCUCGUACAGCAGUACGCGGGGACACCGGAACAGUGUUUCGGUGUCCUCGCGGGUACUCAGUGCCUACAAUAUGGGUGGCAGCUUCGGACAGGACGAUUAUGUGCUCGAGAGUGACGGCGAGGAGGCGGACGAUGAGUUUGACCAGUUUACCACGACCGCCGAGAUUGGAUAUCCGAGCAAUUAUCUUUCUGUGCCGAAUAAGUGCAACGAAUCUCGCCGCAGCAGUGCGAUGACGUGCUGCAGUACGGAGAGUUCCUUCCUCGAGCGAAGAUGCUCCGCCAUCACGCUCGGCCUUUCCUCCUUACCACCGAUAUCGCGUUCGCCGUCGAGGCAGCAGAGCCGCGAUGACACGACCGACUGGGAACCGUUCUAUCCCGGCAUCAACAUCAUCGAAGCGACGCCGAAGUCGUCGCCAUGUCCCAGCGAACGCAUUGCGCACCGAAUCCACGGCACGGAUUCGGAACGCCCAUCGACCAGCCGGGGCAGCAGGACGAACCAGCUGCUUACUCCGCAACCAUCAACAUCGGGUGGAGGGCCACGAGUAAUCUCCGCCCCACUGUAUGAUGACAGUUCGAUCGACUGCAUUUCGGAGUAUCCGAUCGGUAGUACGCUAGAGGACGGCUUCGGGUACCGUCAGCGACAGCAAGCAUCUAGUACAGCGUCAACUCGCCACUACGGUAACGGACGAUCGGAUGAAAUUAGUUUAGCGAACGGAAGUGUACUGCACCAGCCGAGAACGGUGAAUGUGGCCGAAACUCGGAACGCCACCGUUCACACCAAUACCAGUAGUAAUAGCGCAAAUAUUAAUCACGCAAGCGGUAGCAGUGGCGCUGUACGUCGUGCUCCGUUAGCUUCGCUCAGUUCCUUCAAGAUGUCCUCGAUCGACUGUCAGGAUACGGAGCCAAAGAGUUGUGGUUCAGAUUCCGUAUUUGGGGAGGAUAGUGGGGCGGAUACGGAUGAAGAUCUGCAACAGUUCAGCACGGAUAGUGACGAGCUGAGCCUAACGAUGCCAUACGAAGACGAUGAGGAAUCGCACCAGCAGCAGCGAAUACAGCGAGUGGGUCCUAGCCGCGGUUCGCUUUACCGUCGACAGUCAACACUAGCACAGGGUGACGAUGAGGAUGAGGACGAUGGAACACUAUUGCCACGGGACGAUGUACGACCGCAUGGUGGAACGGAGCCUUUGUCCGUGUACGAACUCGAGCACGAGCUCAAUGAUCGGCAGCAGCAUCAAAUGCAUCAGGUGCCGACAACCGAUACUAGUUAUUUAAGUAGUCUUUCAAUUAGCCACCGCUCCGGCACGAAGGCCAGUGCGGGCUCGAGGUCAAGCGAACGGAGUGGACCGGGCGUGGGGAAACGCAUCGAAACGAAAGCAAUCAUCGAAAGACAGCAACCAAAUGACAGUGGCAGCAAUCAACCAAGGCAAUCACCGCUCGGCGCCAUACCGAAGGUACCGCUCGAGACGGACCGAAAGCGAACGAUGCUGCAGACGAGGACACCAUCAACAACGACCACAACAGCAACAACGGUGCCACCAACCGUAACGGUGCACCUGCCGGAUGACGAUCGACCGUGCGGUAGCAGUAGUAGUAGUAGACGUAGCGAACCCGGCCCCAGCACACGACCCGGGAGUUCUGGCGUGACGCGGCAACAGCAUUGCGUUGAGGUGAAUGUUAUCAUUAAGAACAGUAGCAGUAGCAGCAGCAACAACAACAACAACAACACCACCAUUAAAAGUCCUUCUGUGAUUCUGGAACUACCGAUACUGGCGAUCGACGAGGAUGAGGAUCCAUCCUCGUCCGCACCACCUCUGUCGGCGAACGAUCCCUGCAUUCCGGGACCCUCGAGAAAGUGGUCCAAGGAGACGCUCUUCUAGUCACGGGCCACACCUCUGUACCUUCGCUGUUUCUCACCUCACACCGAUCGAUCUGUCAAUCCGUCCAGAAGAUACUCCAAGCUCCCUUCGCUG
Anopheles maculipalpis is the source of this 2905-nucleotide messenger RNA. RefSeq lists its product as uncharacterized. The record is from RefSeq and is a predicted model, not a curated record. NCBI's taxonomy places the organism in Eukaryota, Metazoa, Arthropoda, Insecta, Diptera, Culicidae. The transcript is spliced from 5 exons. Bases 71 to 2812 code for a protein of 913 amino acids.